AUGGCAGACCAACGGAAACACCGCCCUUACACCAGCUCGAAGAGGAGGACCGAGCCAUGGCAGCCAAUGGUGGAGACGUACAUCUGGGUAGAGGAGCAACGGUGGGCGACGGCGCAGUGGGUGUUUGAGCAGCAGAUGAGGACGAUAUACGGCGCCAGUGUCGAUGAUAAAUAUAGGGCCAAAGCAGAGAGACGCCGGGCAGACGAGAAUCGACAGACCGUCGAGGAGAUAGCUAGCAGAAUCGCAGGGAAACGGAGUCGCAGGAUUCAGGACAAAGGAGAAACCGUCAAAGAUAACGUGGACAGACUACCAGACGCGAUGGCAGGCCAUCCACUCAUCAUCUUCAUCGUCGCCGUUAUCGUUCUCCUCCAUCCCAUGGCCACAGAAAGUCCAGCCAGCCUCACCAUCCGACAUCUCUCCUACUGCUAUCGCCAGCUUCAUAUUCGCAUACCCCGGCACGCAAUCGCGCAAGGAGCGUAUUCGCAGUGCCCAGUUGACGUGGCAUCCAGACCGAUUUCAGAGGCUAUUAGGCAGAGUUGCAAAGGAGGAAAGGGAGAAGGUCGUGGAAGGAGCGGGAAUCGUCGCGCGGGCGCUGAAUGA
Desarmillaria tabescens is the source of this 600-nucleotide messenger RNA. RefSeq lists its product as uncharacterized. NCBI's taxonomy places the organism in Eukaryota, Fungi, Basidiomycota, Agaricomycetes, Agaricales, Physalacriaceae. Bases 1 to 600 code for a protein of 199 amino acids. The record is from RefSeq and is a predicted model, not a curated record. The transcript has a single exon.